CUCCCUGUAAUGCCUCUUCUGGCCAAACGCAUGGUCUGUUUAUUACAAUGAGCGUCGGGAACUGCGAGUGAAAUUGCCUGCCUGCCUGCUUUUUCUUCCUCCUCCUCUCCUGACAAAUGGGUGCCUGUGAGCGCCCGCUCUCACCUCCAGAGCUGCCAGAGAGUGAGGGAUCUCCAGUGCGCAGGGGAGCGAGCCGGAUUCGGGGGAGCCUCCGCACCGCAUUGAUCUUAAAGUGAAUUGUCACACAGAUGAUAAGGCGGGGAGCCGAGGCGAGCCAGCCCUCCUCUGCCUAUCACACACGCUCUCCGACUCCGCCACGCGCCUUUCACAGGACGCAAAACCGCCUUGGCAUUGCGCGAGCAGACUCCCGCCGGCGACGAUGUGGGGCGGCUUCCUCGGCAGAGGAAGUUCAUGCCAUAGCAGUACUCUCCCCGGUCUUGUGCGAACACCUUCGCUGAUGAUGCAGUCCACUCUGGAGAUGAAGCCCUUCAUGUCCUUCCCGGUGGAAGCUACGUCUCCAGUCGGACUCUUUCCCAAUUUCAACACGAUGGACCCCGUGCAGAAGGCUGUAAUCAACCACACGUUUGGAGUCUCCAUCCCUCCAAAGAAAAAGCAAGUCAUUUCCUGCAGCAUCUGCCAGCUCCGCUUUAAUUCAGAUAGCCAAGCCGAGGCACACUACAAAGGCAGCAGACACGCCAAGAAGCUGAAAGCGCAGGAGACGAAAAAUAAGCAGAAAAGCGCUCCUACCAAGGACAGCGCAAAGCCAGUCAGCGCCUCCACCGCGGUCACUGCCUGCAGCUCUGACCAAACAGAGAAAAACUCGGCACUGCCGAACGGGCCCAAGGCCUGCUCUCCGCCGGAAGCCUUCCUCCCGGCAGCCUCCGCUGUGUCCGGCCUCGCCAAAGCCGUGCCCGAGCCGGCGUCCACCAGCCCGCCCGCGGAGACGGGGGCACAGGGGCCGGCCGUGAGGAACAGUGCUAAGCCUGCGCCCGCGCCUGCGCCCCCAGCCCCGCCCACGCCCGCGCCACCGCCAAGCGUGGAGUCAGAGGAGGAGAAAGCCAAGAAGCUCCUGUACUGCUCGCUAUGCAAAGUGGCUGUCAACUCCCUGUCACAGCUGGAGGCUCACAAUACAGGUUCAAAGCACAAAACCAUGCUUGAAGCCCGAAAUGGAGCGGGUCCAAUUAAGGCCUAUCCCAGACCGGGCUCCAAACUCAAGGUCCAAGCCACUGUGAUGAAGGGAUCGGGUUUGCAGAACAAGACGUUUCAUUGCGAAAUCUGUGACGUUCACGUGAACUCUGAAAUCCAACUGAAACAGCACAUUUCCAGCCGGAGACACAAGGACCGAGUUGCCGGGAAACCGCUGAAGCCCAAAUACAGCCCUUACAGCAAGCAGCAGCGUAGCUCCAGUGUUCUGGCAGCUAAACUCGCCCUGCAGAAGGAGCUGGUGAAGCCGCUGUCGCCCGCUUUCAUCUCCAGCCCUUUCUGCCCCACGACCGCGCCCUCCAUGUCCCUGCACCCCCGCCCGAACACGCCCCUGUUUCAGACUGCCCCCCUGCCCCCCUCCUUCCUGCGGGCCGCCCCCGGGCCACUGCGCCCCGCCGCGGGCUCCACCAUUCUUUUCACGCCGUACUGA
Megalops cyprinoides (Indo-Pacific tarpon) is the source of this 1633-nucleotide messenger RNA. Its product is annotated as zinc finger protein 385B-like. The transcript has 8 exons. Lineage: Eukaryota; Metazoa; Chordata; Actinopteri; Elopiformes; Megalopidae. Bases 380 to 1633 code for a protein of 417 amino acids. Gene Ontology annotation, cellular component: nucleus. The record is from RefSeq and is a predicted model, not a curated record. Gene Ontology annotation, molecular function: nucleic acid binding; zinc ion binding.